GAUGCUCUUCUCUUUUAGCUGUAUUUGGUCUGGCCUAACGCACUUCCAUCGACGGGCGUUUGGAGGAAAUUGUUCAGAUUCUUGAAGGUGAGAAAGCAGAGUUCUCGGAGCCUUCCAAAUGCGUCGAUUUCGUAUGCACCGCAGAUGGAGCUUUCCUUCUGCACGUUCAUUUCCUCCUACUACUAUAAAUUGAGCGAUUCUGCUCUCUGUGCUUUUGUUUUCGAGGUCGAAAAUGGUGGACAAGAGGGAAGUGAUUGCGUGCCAUACCGUUGGAUCGUGGAAGCAGCAGCUCCUCAAGGGAAAACAAUCCAAUAAACUGAUUGUUGUGGACUUCACUGCCGCGUGGUGCGGUCCAUGCCGUGCCAUGGCUCCACUGUUUGCAGAGUUGGCCAAUAAGAUGAGUAGUGUCAUAUUCUUGAAGGUCGAUGUUGAUGAAUUGACUACUGUUGCUGCGGAGUGGGGAGUGAGUGCACUUCCUUGCUUCGUAUUCUUGAAGAAUGGAAAUUUGGUGGACAGGUUUGUAGGUGCAAGAAGAGAUGUGUUGCAGAAGAUUAUAUUACAGCAUGCCUAAUGGAAGUCUAUGCAACUUUUGUGAGUUGCUAUAAAGUGAUUCUUUUAGUUAGAACAAUUUGAAUUUUUCUUGUGUUGGAUUGUUUUUAAUCAGUUUACUAUUAUGAGGCUACCGGACUCGUUAUGUAAUAAGUUAACAUCAUUAUUUUCUUGAAUAAAAAUGAGCAUCAAUUUAUAGUUGCUUUAAACAUUCUCA
This is a messenger RNA of Momordica charantia (bitter melon), 766 nucleotides long. RefSeq names its product thioredoxin H1. NCBI's taxonomy places the organism in Eukaryota, Viridiplantae, Streptophyta, Magnoliopsida, Cucurbitales, Cucurbitaceae. The record is from RefSeq and is a predicted model, not a curated record.